AUGUCUAAGAACCCCGUCACGUUUCCUGGACUGCGGUCGCUCUCUCUGACCGGCCUGGAGCAAAGCCAUCUGCUUCGCCCCAUCGAUCCGGCUUCUGGAGUGUCUUCAGAGCUGCAGGACGGUAUGGACUCCGAUUCGGCCGUUAGACUUUUUCGAGGUCCAAAAUCUCCGAGCGGUUCACCGAACAAAUAUCGUGAGUUAUGCGACGAUAGGCUUGCCAACCUAAGUGUUUCUUUUUGGACAAGCGUCCAGAUACCCAACGAUCUGGCGGCCAAGGCCAUAUCAAUGUAUUUAGAAACGGAUCACCCGCUCCUCGGCACAUUUGAACCAACCCAAUUUGUUGGAGAUCUGGUCAACCACCAACAAACUUCAUGCUCUCCAUUUCUUGCGAACUGCGUGCUCUAUUGGGGAUGUCAAAUGUAUAGCGCUAUCGACAAGAGGCUCAACGAUUAUGCCAAAGACUUUGGCAAAGAAUCAGAGAGACUCUGGGAUAUUGUAAAGUCAUCUGAUUCCAGCUUGAACAUGAUCGGUGCCCAAAUGUUGAGCCUGGCUUACAUGGGUAAUGGCAAGGACCAUAAAGUACUCAAGUAUCAGCUGGAGGCUGUCAAGAUGGGUGCACGGCUUGGGUUGCUGGGAGUCGACCGUAAGACUGCCGAGGCUAGGCUAAGGAAACUUCCCCAGUCGCAUCUGGUGGCUUACUCAUAUGCAGCAUGGGGCGUUUUCAACUGGGCCGUGCUUGUCUCAAUCUUUUAUCGACAGCCUGGGGUACUACAUUUAAGAUUUCCGCCAACGUUACCUAUCCCAGGAACUUCUGGCCAAUAUGACCCGAUUUCAUCGCACCCAAUCGUGCAGGAUGCUCUCCCGGAAUACAUGGGUUAUACAUUCCCCGCUAUCUGCGAAUUCUGGCAAAUUGUGCGUGAGGUGUCACUGGCUUACUUUGCCCAAGGCAAAGAUCCAUCAGAUAACGUCCCUCUCAAUUUUGCUGAGAUGAAGUAUCGAGAAAUUCUGGCGUGGGCAGAGAAUCUACCUGUACAAAUUACACGUGACAGUAACUGCCCACAUCAUGUCGUUAUCUUUCACAUGUGGAUCCAUGCUACCAUUCUCGACAUCUUCCGUCCAUUCAUGAAACAAGGGUACGCCAACUCACAGAGAUUAAGAACAUUUUCCGCUGCGGACAGCACGCCCGAUGCAGCUUUUAAGGCAUCAGUAAACCAACUCAAACAGUUGAUAUUUGAUUAUCGAUCUUCCUACGAAUCUUCGGCAUAUACCAUUUUGUGGCAAACUGCUCUGACAUAUCUAGCCACUUCCGUUCUCCAAGAUACGGCAGACCCUUCCUGGCGUCCCUGGUUCAUGCUGUGCAUAUAUGGUUAUGAAACCUUACGGCGGCCCUACCGAGUUGCAGAAGCAAUUGGCGGUGGUCUCUUGACGAUGACGAUGCGUGAUACGGAUAUAACGACCGAAGAUGCACGCAAAAUACUGAACGACUUGAAGUACCGGGGGUUGACGGCUCCUGUUGACGAAGAGAUCCGUGCCACUUUUAUGGGUGAUCUCAACAUGGCUAUCAAGAAUCCAGAAGGCGCAAGAAUGGAGAACUUGGCUAAAGCGUUUGAGGAAGUUGCACUUUUAAAAGACUAUACUCACGGUAUAGAGGAUACCGAGAUGGAUUAG
Truncatella angustata is the source of this 1668-nucleotide messenger RNA. RefSeq lists its product as uncharacterized. Bases 1 to 1668 code for a protein of 555 amino acids. The record is from RefSeq and is a predicted model, not a curated record. Lineage: Eukaryota; Fungi; Ascomycota; Sordariomycetes; Amphisphaeriales; Sporocadaceae. The transcript has 5 exons.